Messenger RNA from Scatophagus argus, 1997 nucleotides. Its product is annotated as inner ear-specific collagen. The transcript has 5 exons. NCBI's taxonomy places the organism in Eukaryota, Metazoa, Chordata, Actinopteri, Scatophagidae. The coding region runs from base 121 to 1509 and encodes 462 amino acids. Gene Ontology annotation, molecular function: protein binding. The record is from RefSeq and is a predicted model, not a curated record.
ACACACCUGCGUCUGGAUGUGUGUGGGCGGAGUCCAGGUGAUUUAUUAAGAGGUGUCAGGUCGGUCUGCAGGUAACUCUGAGGCUUCAGACGGCUGAGACGCAGAAUCAGCAGUUCGACCAUGCCGACCUUUCCUGUUCACUUCCUGUUGGUGGCGGUUUCACUUCCUGUUGUCAUGGCAAUGCCUGAGCCCAUCUCCAGUGACGGUUGGCAGCCCCCCCUCAGCACCCCUCCGACACCUCCCUACCCGCCCAUGGACGGCCCGGGACGCAGCUUUUAUCCUGUCGGGGACAACAUGACCGAACCGCCGGCAGGGACCCUGGAGGCCUACUGCCAGAUGCUGCUGGAGGCCCCGGUCCCCGUCCCCCCAGACCAGAUCCCCUGGUUCUGUCUCUGCACACAGUGCCAGAGCCGCCAAGGGCCCAAAGGAGACCGAGGAGACCGGGGACUGCCAGGUCGUCCGGGUAGUCCUGGAAGAAGAGGCAUGACAGGGUUCAGAGGUCCUCCAGGUUUUGUGGGCAGACCAGGGGUCAAAGGACAGAAGGGAGACGAGGGUGACAAGGGAGAACGAGGACCCCAGGGGUUUACGGGACCCAAAGGAGACCGAGGCUUCAAAGGUGACAAAGGUGAGCAAGGUUUGGCGGGCCGUCCAGGCGAGCAGGGUCCUAAAGGAGAUGAUGGAGUCUGUCCAGAUGUGUGCGAGUCCAGCCAAGGUCCCCCAGGACCACCUGGUCUGCCUGGCCCUGCAGGACCCAGGGGUCUGCCCGGCAUCCAAGGACUGACAGGUCCCAAAGGCAUUAAGGGUGACUUGGGUGAUCUGGGUCGCCCUGGUGUCCCUGGACCUGUGGGUAACAAAGGAGAACCAGGGCCCCAAGGGGAGUGUAACUGUACAGACGGGGUAGAUGGAGUCCCAGGGCAGAAGGGGGACAAGGGAGACAAGGGGGAGCAAGGACAGAUGGGGCUUGUGGGGCAGACAGGGUCACAAGGGUAUAAGGGAGAAAUGGGGCAAAUGGGGAUGAUGGGUCCUCCAGGUCCCUGCAUGCCCAGCAUCCAGUCAGCCUUUGCUGCAGGGCUAACGUCCAGUUUCCCUCCACCCAACGCUCCAGUAGUUUUCUCCCACAUUCUUUACAACAUCCAGGGGAGUUACGACUCCAGCAGUGGCAUCUACACCGCCCCGAUCAACGGAACCUACGUCUUCAGCUACCACCUCACUGUCCACGAACGAGUCCUCAAAGUCGGUCUCUUUCAUAAUUUCAUGCCGGUUGUCAAAACCACAGACCCCAAAGUGUUAGGGACCACCUCACAUUCAGUCAUCCUUCACCUAGCCCGCGGGGACAGGGUGUGGAUUCAGGUCAAGGAUUUGGUUACCAAUGGCAUGUAUGCCGGUACUGACUCCAGCAGUACCUUCUCUGGCUUCUUGCUCCACCCAGAUACAUGUGAUAUGCCCUUACUUAGAGCACCCAUGCAGCCAAUGAUCCUGCCUGAAGACGGAUACACCUGGGGCAACUGAGUCAAGAACUGCCAAACCCCUUACUUCACCUGCUGGUGGAGGAUCCAAUUAGCUUGAGUGAUGAAUAACUUUCUUUUGGUCACCUGUAGAAGGUGUCAGUGCAGAAUAAAUUAUUUUAGACCACAAAACUAUGCUAUUCUUAAAUUUGUCUUACACACAGCACGAGGAUCAGAAGAGUCAAGUCUACACAAUACACAAUAACUGCUAAUGGACAGAUGAACCAGACAGGCUCACCACGACCCAACCACGUCCCUCCUAACUGUCCCUAACAAAGAAAUUUCUUGUUCCCUGAGAAUGAAUCACACACCAGCUAAAACCGGGACUGACAUCCCCUUGAAAACCGUGUACCCUUCACCUGGAAGCAAAUAAAGAAGGAGGAACUCGUGUUUAUGUUGUUGUAAAUGGGUCAGCGUACCUGUGUUGUUCAGUCUGGCUGCAUCAGACUGGUCGGUUUUCCGUCUUGGCGUGAUUCAUUUGGGAAGAUCCGA